CAUAAAUUUCACUUGCAGUCUUGCAUUGAUAACAUAACCUCCAAACGAAGAUUUGUUUUGAAUAUAAUUUGUAUCUUCAGCUACAAAAUGUAAGAAUUAUGAUAAUUUUAUUAUCUAAAUAUUUCAUCGAAGUGUAUAGUGUGACGGGAAAUAAUUCCUAGGCUAUUUGAGUUACAAAAACCACUUGGGAAUAAAUAUUGGACACAUUGGAUAAAAUCAUAAAUUCGCUACCACUAGCAUGGUAAUAAUAUGUUAAAAUACAAUGGAUUCUAAAUAUGCUUCAAUCAGUGCAGAAAAUGCAAAGUCUGCCAAUAAGAGAAAACAUAUUUUAUCCAUUAAUAAGCUUAACAUAAAGAAAGCAAAGACACCUUUGAAUGCAACUCACAUCAAAAUCUCACCUAAUAACGGUGAUAUAAAUGUCAAAAAGAGUGACCAUGAAGUGGAAAAGACGGCAAUUUCUGAAGAUCUACAAGAAGCAAGGAAGAAGCUGCCUGUGUAUGCAGUGAGAAAUAGAAUCCUUGAAGAAAUUAGAAAGAAUGAUACAAUGAUUCUUAUUGGUGAAACUGGCAGUGGCAAGACUACACAGAUACCACAGAUUAUCCAUGGGGCGCGCCUGGAGGGGGCAGGGGCCAUCGCCAUCACACAGCCCCGCAGAGUGGCUGCCAUCACCAUAGCACUCCGAGUUGCUGCUGAAUCUAAAACCGAAGUGGGAUCCAUUGUUGGAUAUACAGUGAGGUUUGAAGAUGUGACAAGUCCUAGGACUAAGAUAAAGUAUAUGACAGAUGGUAUGCUCCUGCGUGAGGCCAUCAUAGAUCCCCUUCUGAAGGCAUACUCGGUGGUGGUGCUGGAUGAGGCUCAUGAACGCACCGUCAGCACUGAUGUCCUGUUCGGUAUCAUCAAGAUAGCACAGAAAGAGAGGACUGAGAAGAAAUUAACUCCUCUCAAGGUCAUAAUAAUGUCUGCCACGAUGGAUGUUGAUACAUUCAGUAAGUACUUCAACAACUGUCCUGUGAUCUACUUGGAAGGGCGGACCUAUCCUGUCACUAUUUUCCACUCAAAAUCACCACAUGAGGACUAUGCAUAUGCGGCUGUAUGCACAAUAUUCCAGCUCCAUUCCACUAUGCCAUCCAACCAUGACUUCCUGGUAUUCUUGACUGGCCAGGAAGAAAUUGAGAGUGUUAUAUACAACAUCAAACAGAUAGCUAAAAGUGCGGCCGGCCCGCCGCUGAAGCUGUGUCCGCUGUACGCGGGGCUGCCGGCCGGCAAGCAGCUGCAGGUGUGGCGCGCGGCCCCCGCCGGCAGCAGGAAGGUGGUGCUCGCCACCAACAUCGCCGAGGCCUCCGUCACCAUACCCGGCAUCAAGUGCGUCAUCGACACCGGGAUGGUGAAAGAGAGGACGUGGUGCGGCGGCACGGGCGCGGAGCGUCUCCGCGUGUGCCGCUGCGCGCAGGCGGCGGCGUGGCAGCGCGCGGGCCGCGCGGGGCGGGACGCGCCCGGCCGCGCCUACCGCCUCUACACGGCCAAGGACUUCCAGGGGAGAGCCGCGCAUAAUGCGCCCGAGAUUGUUAGGUGUCCACUAGCGCCGACGAUUCUGUCGCUGAUCGCGAUGGGCGUGGAGCCCAACACGUUCCCUCUGAUCAACGCGCCGCCCGCCGACUCUGUCAGGACUUCUUUGAACCUGUUGCGGGAACUGGGAGCUGUAGAGAACGUGGACACGACACCGACGCUGACUGUUUUGGGCAAAAAGAUGGCGGCGUUCCCCAUUGACCCGAAAUAUUCAAAAAUUCUCUUGAGUGCUCCGGAGUACGAUUGUUUGGACGAGGCGCUAAGUCUAGUGGCGAUACUGUCGAGUGAGAACGUGUUCCACGCGCCGAUGCACAAGAGGGAGGAGGCGUUGAAGGUGAAACAGAAGUUCGUAUCGCCGCUCGGCGACCACAUCACGCUGCUAAACGUGUUCAAAGCCUUCUGCAAAGCUACGCUAAAGAAGCAAUGGUGCAAAGAAAACUACUUGAAUCACAAGAACCUAACUUACGCGUGCGAAGUGCGGCAACAACUACUGAAGAUCUGCCAGAGAUUCAACCUGACCGUCUCUAGCUGCGGGCAAGCUCAUGAACAGGUGCUAAAGUGCCUACUCACAGGCCUGUUCAGCAACUGCGCGUGGCUGCGCGAGACGGCGGCAGUGGGCGGCGCGCGCUACGUGACGGCCGGCGGCGUGCCCGCGCGACUGCACCCCGCCUGCGCCCUGCUCCCCGCGCGCCCCCCCGCGCUCGUCUACUCCGAGCUGUUGCAUACCACUAGGGCGUAUCUCGUGACGGCGUCGGCGGUGCAGGCCAAUUGGCUGCCGGGAGGUAAAAGGGCUAGAUGACGAAGGAACGGACGGUAGGGUUUGGAUAGACUAUAAACUAAAUUUGACACGUGGCAAACCCUAGCUCAAGUGUUUGUCGGCACGGUAAGAAGUGGAUGCUGUACCGAAUUUUCAUAAAGAGAGAGUCAGUACCGUUAACUUUUAGGAGACUAUUUAUGUGAAACAAGGUAUAGUUAAAUUGAAGUGGAGUUAUGGUGACGAUGUGGUUAUGAUAGCAUUGAACAGAAGUUAAUUGCCUGAGUUUCCAGGCGUUUAGUAGGUAGGUAUAUUUUUUAUAUUUCGUUACCUUAGAUCACAUCUGAAAUCACGAAAAAACAGCUGUAGCUUACAUUUUGGAUGUGUAGGUAUAAGCACUAUGAAAUAGCUGUUUAUUUUUUGCUAUUUCAGAGUUGUUUUCAUAAAAGUACUAAAUAGUAAGCUCGGUAGUCGGGCCCACUAACCCGCCGACGGGAAGUGCACUAAUAACAUUGGAUCCUGUAUAAUAGGUGAGAACAAGUUAUCUUAUGCCAUACAUAUUUUUGAACAUAUUAAGUUGUAUACCAAUUAUUAUGUUUCAAGUAGUUUUAUCUUAAUUAGUGUUUUAGAGAUUUACUUCUAAGUUAUAGAGUAAAAUGUGAAAAUAACAGGCUUUUAUAUCCGAACAGUUAAUGUUUU
Molecule: messenger RNA, 3019 nt
Organism: Plutella xylostella (diamondback moth)
Lineage: Eukaryota; Metazoa; Arthropoda; Insecta; Lepidoptera; Plutellidae
Gene: ath
Product: ATP-dependent RNA helicase DHX33
Biological process (GO): positive regulation of transcription by RNA polymerase I
Cellular component (GO): intracellular anatomical structure; nucleolus
Molecular function (GO): ATP binding; helicase activity; double-stranded RNA binding
Source: RefSeq, a predicted model, not a curated record